Messenger RNA from Medioppia subpectinata, 823 nucleotides. The record is from the annotation of a GenBank genome assembly. Lineage: Eukaryota; Metazoa; Arthropoda; Arachnida; Sarcoptiformes; Oppiidae.
GAAAUGGGAAUCGCAAUUCUGGUGCUCCAGAUAUGCACCAAACAAACGCUUAUACGAACUCAACGUAAGCGUCAUUCCUGUCGUCUUUCACUUCUUCGCUAAACAGGAAUUCAUUUCUAAAUCCAAAGUGAAAAAAGCGUUGCUUUGCGUGCAAUCUAUUCAACAAAAUGUCGGCCGAAGAGCUAUCCAAAGAACAGGUUCAAAUGCUUAGAAAAGCAUUUGAUAUGUUUGAUAGGGAGAAGAAGGGCCACAUCCACACCAAUAUGGUCUCAACAAUAUUGAGAACAUUGGGUCAGAGCUUUGAAGAGGGAGACCUACAGGCGCUCAUCGCUGAAAUCGAUGCCGAUGGAAGCGGUGAACUGGAAUUCGAUGAGUUUCUCGCACUGACGGCUCGAUUCUUAGUAGAAGAGGACGCGGAGGCGAUGCAGGAGGAGUUACGCGAGGCUUUCCGUAUGUACGACAAGGAAGGCAACGGAUUUAUUCCCACCUCAGCCUUAAGAGAGAUCUUACGAGCCCUCGACGACAAACUAACUGAGGAUGAAUUGGACGAAAUGAUUGCUGAGAUCGAUACCGACGGCUCGGGAACUGUUGACUUUGACGAGUUCAUGGAAAUGAUGACCGGAGACUAAAUCCAAUCAAUAACCGAAACACAAUAUUUUACAACAAAUUUUCAAAUAUAUGAAUAUUUUGAAACUAUUUCUGAAACUUCACUAAAACUAUUCAUUGAAUAAUUGUUAUCAAUGUUAUCAGACAAUAACUUACUGACUGUGUAUCUAAAAAAGUGAAAACAGAUAAAUACAGUUAAAUCCUAUUAUAUGUUACA